GUAGUGUCGCCGUCGCUCCAAUGCCCACAAACCCGACGAAAAAAUGUCGAAAAACUGCCGUCGCAAAUUCAUCAAAGCCGUCGUCUACUUCGUCGUCUUCAGCAACAUCGUGGGGGGCAUGUGCAGCAUAAUCACCAGGGGAAUAGCUCCACUAAGUGGUUUAUUUUUAAUGCUGGGAUUGCUGGCGGUGGCCGGUGGGUUGGUCUUACUGAUGGGAGUAGUCAAGGACAACGCCAGGUUUAUUUUGGUCUAUUUGAUCCUGGCGACGAUGGUCGUGGCGUUCACCACCGUGCUCAUCUCCGUCCUGAUCAUACCCAAGGUGAAGGAGCUGCAGGUGCACAUUUUCGUCAUCGUCUACGUGGUGCUGAUCAUCUGGUGGCCGAUACAGUACUGCGUCUAUUUGUUUUACAAGGACUUGAUCAUGGUGGUAGCACUGCCGGAGUUUACCGCAGUGGAAGGUGCGUGUAGUGGCAACACUGAAGGCGACAAGUGCGACGGCGAGGGCGCAGGUGAGGUUAAGGACGAGGAGCCCUCGCAGGAUUCGCAGCAGUCGCAGAAUUCGUCGGUUUGAUGGGGACUGGGUUUCUACUUUUUAUAUUUAAACGGUGUGUGUAUUUUAUUUAUA
Zophobas morio is the source of this 625-nucleotide messenger RNA. RefSeq lists its product as uncharacterized. The transcript has 3 exons. The record is from RefSeq and is a predicted model, not a curated record. Lineage: Eukaryota; Metazoa; Arthropoda; Insecta; Coleoptera; Tenebrionidae. The coding region runs from base 44 to 571 and encodes 175 amino acids.